GCCCAAGCGCCCACUAUCAUCGGCAAAACAUGAACAUGCUGCUGUCGAGAAAACGUAGCCGCGAGAUGGAGGCAACGCCGCCACCGACGCUUCCCGUUCUGCGCUGCCCGAGCGUCGAGGACCACAGCUGGUUACUUGGCGGCGUGGACAACACGAUGCACCGGCAGGUACCUACGAUUGAGGCGCCGAGUCCGCUGUUUCGCGCUCGUCUGAGCUCACAAGAGCUGUUCUUGAGCGUCGUCAUGGAGUGGCAAAAGGCCGAACCGCAAAGUCUGCACGGGGGGCCCACCACGGACACGGUGUCGGAUGGCUAUACGACGCCCAGCUCGGAGGACUCGGAGUUUGAGGCCGCGUCACCCAAGAAGGCCAAGCGCGUGGACGAGGAGAGCCCCACGAGCGUACACAACCCACCGCGUGACAUGACGUCGCUUCGGCUGGACUAUAUCGCUAGGCCUGUCAAGAUGAUCGGCGCCUACACACCCGCGGCGCGUCGUGUGCUGUUGCAGAAGUAUAUGGCAAAACGUGCGCGCAGAUUGUCCCAGCACAAAGUGCGCUACGGCGUGCGUAAGACACUGGCGAAUGCGCGUCCACGCGUGAAAGGCCGCUUUGUCAAGACUGUGCAGCCACUUACCGCUGCCGCUGUGGAAGCUCAGCAGGCGCAGCAACAGCAAGCGCAGUAAAUCGACGCUACUUCUCCCACCACAAAUUUGAUUCGCUUGCUGCGCGCUUGAUGCCUGUACUCUAAUUCACGUAAUAAUAUAUUGGCAG
Phytophthora infestans T30-4 is the source of this 768-nucleotide messenger RNA. RefSeq lists its product as uncharacterized. Lineage: Eukaryota; Oomycota; Peronosporomycetes; Peronosporales; Peronosporaceae. The transcript has a single exon. The record is from RefSeq and is a predicted model, not a curated record. The coding region runs from base 30 to 680 and encodes 216 amino acids. Gene Ontology annotation, molecular function: protein binding. Gene Ontology annotation, biological process: regulation of flower development.